Molecule: messenger RNA, 2067 nt
Organism: Momordica charantia (bitter melon)
Lineage: Eukaryota; Viridiplantae; Streptophyta; Magnoliopsida; Cucurbitales; Cucurbitaceae
Product: CemA-like proton extrusion protein-like protein
Cellular component (GO): membrane
Source: RefSeq, a predicted model, not a curated record
AGCUUACGUCUACGUUAUCCUCUCCUCGGAGUCUCAUUUCCUUCUUCAGCUUCAGUACAAGCGGAGGAGUCACGGGAGCGAAGAAAUUUCGCUCAACAUUUUUCCCCAGCGAUUUUGUUUCGACAAUGCGGGGCUGAGUUUCUUUUGAUCUUAUUCAGUUCUUACCAGUUUAUUUUUCGAGUUAUAUGCAUGGUGAAUAAUACAUAGACUAGAGGAAUUCUUUGUCUGAUUGCUCUCAUUUCUUCUAAUUUUUGUAUCUGUUCGUUUCGACCCAGAAGUUGAAAUUAGUGUGCAUUAUCGUAUUGGAAAGCUGAAAAAUGUGGGUGUAUGCAUAUGUUCUUGAUGAGCACUUCAAUUGUAUUACGCCGCCAGUUCAUUUUUGUUGACUGCAAGGUGUCUUGUGUCUUCAAUUCUCCUUCGCGCAAUUCUUUGAAUAAAGUGGCUUGGUUGGGUCUCAAGGGAAAAGGGUUCACUCGGCAUGUUCUCAAUGCCAAGAAGAAGGGUGGGUAUUCGAGGAAAAGGAGUUGGUGGCAGAAGUUCUUUUUUGACGAUGAUGGAAAUUGGCUAGGUCUUAUGGAUGAUGGUAUGCUGGAGGAUGAGUUGGAGAGUGUUGCAAGUGACGAAAAUUUGUCUGAUGAUGAAAAAUUUGAGGCGUGGAAGGAGAGGGCUGAGGCCAUUAUAGAGUUGAAGGAAGCACAGGAAGAUGUGAGGAAUGAACAGGGUCAGAGGUGGACUGAUUGGCUCUAUGAUGACACUAAUCAUGUUCGAACUUCGUGGAGUCAAGAUUGGGAUAAUGGUCUAGGGGAAUUGGACGAAAACUUGUCGGAUGCUAGUGAGUUAUUGCCUGAGAAGGGACUAGUUGAGUCCGUCAGAGAUUUGGUUCUCGGGAAGGAACAAGAUGACAUACUCUAUGAAGAUCGUGUAUUCCAGUAUGCCUCCUUAAAUUCGGCAAAAUUUCUGACAGUCCUAAUAAUUAUACCCUGCGCAUUGGAUUUUGUGGUUCAUGAUUACGUUCUCAUGCCCUUUCUUGAUAGGUAUGUCAAGAAAGUGCCACUGGCUGCAGAGAUGCUUGAUGUGAGAAGACAUCAGAAGCUCGAGAUGGUUGAGGAGCUAAAAGUUGAGAAAGAAAGAUUCAAACUUGAGAUGGAAAUUGGGAAAUCUCCUCCUCUUUCUGAUGAAGAGCUAUGGUGGGAAUUACGGCAUAAAGCGUUAUCAUUGAGAGAUGAGUGGAGGUUAGAGAACCGUAAAGCAUUUGCUAAUAUAUGGUCAGACAUGGUAUUUGGGAUCUCAUUAUUCGUUCUUUUGUACUUCAAUCAAAGUAAAGUAGCAUUGUUGAAAUUUACAGGUUAUAAAAUAAUAAGUAAUAUUUCAGAUACUGGGAAGGCAUUUUUAAUUAUACUAAUUACAGAUAUUUUUUUAGGGUAUCAUUCUGAAUCGGGAUGGCAGACUUUGUUAGAGAUAAUUGUUGAACACUACGGCCUUGAGGUUGAUCAGUCUGCUAUAACCAUCUUUAUAUGCCUGGUUCCAGUUAUCAUGGAUGCAUGUGUGAAACUUUGGCUGUUUAAAUUUUUGCCAAGAUUAUCACCAAGAGUGGCGAAUUUGUUCCAGGAAAUGAAGCGCCAUUAAUCAUUUACUCUUUCAAUUUUGGUGAAUUGGGCUCAUAAUACCAUUUGAGAGAACGGUAUAAUUGUAUGAAGAAUGUAGUUUUCACUGUUCUCUGCUAUAGUAACUUUGGAUACUUGAGUUUUUGCAUUUUGCAGUAAUAAAAUCUGAGAAUGAAGACACGAGCUUAUUAAGAGAUUUGCAGCAUGCUGAAAUGCACUUCCUCUUGGGAUUAUUGCUUUAGUUCUUCAUGCAGGCAAGUUAAUGAAUCUCAUAUUAAACUUGAAACUUUGAAAGUUUCUUCUUUUUCUUCUAUUUAUAUGGGGGCAUUUGUGCUUUUAAAUAAGGGAAAAAGAUCCACUUCUACCCUUGAACUUGGUAAGAUGCAUUCAUUUCUGUCUUAAGCUUUCAAUUUCAUCAUGUUGCAACUUAACGUUGGAUAAAUGCUGGAGUUUUUACCAUCAA